Molecule: messenger RNA, 996 nt
Organism: Neoarius graeffei (lesser salmon catfish)
Lineage: Eukaryota; Metazoa; Chordata; Actinopteri; Siluriformes; Ariidae
Product: protein B4
Exons: 6
Coding region: 1-996 (331 amino acids)
Biological process (GO): nucleosome assembly
Cellular component (GO): nucleosome
Molecular function (GO): structural constituent of chromatin; DNA binding
Source: RefSeq, a predicted model, not a curated record
AUGAGGAGGAAAGGGAGAGAGGGGGAUGAGGAGGAAAGGGAGAGAGGAGGAAAGGGAGAGAGGGGGAUGAGGAGGAAAGGGAGAGAGGGGGAUGAGGAGGAAAGGGAGAGAGGAGGAAAGGAGGGAUGGAGGGAUGAGGAGGAAGGAAAGAUGGAGGCCUGCAGGAAGGAAGAGGAGAUGAUGGAGGGGUGGAGAAGUGGAAAGAUGGAGAUGAUGGAGGGAGAAGAAAUCAUCGUGGAGAGUAAGGCUGUGACUGUGAAGAAAGUCUCUCCUCACCCAUCCACGAUGGAGAUGGUGAAGGAGGCACUGAUGGUGCUGGACCAGCGGAAGGGCGUGUCUGUUCAGGCCAUCCGUGGCUUCAUCAAGCAGACGUACACAACGGUGGAUGAGACGAGGCUGAAGAUGAUGCUGCGCAGAACCCUUCUUAAAGGACUCGAGUCUGGAAUCUUUGUGAGACCUGCGAACUCAACGAUGACUGGUGCUCAGGGUCGCUUCAGACUUGCUGUUAGAAAACCACAACCAGUGAAGAGCAAAGAGGCUAAAGGGAGCACGAACCCAAUCAACAAGGAUAACGGACCUAAAGCUAAGGCUGAGGCUGUGAAGACAAAGAACACAAAGCCUGCUGCUGUGGGGGGAAACAAACCCAAGAAGACCAAUGCCUUGGCUUCCAAAGUGGCUCCAGCCAAGAAGCCCAAAGCCAAGCGAGGAGCUGGAACAUCAUCUGUGGAUCCAGAACCCAAAACUCAAACCUCCAAAGCUUCAAAGGGUGAGGGCAGAGAGAAGGCUGGAGCCAAGAAAGAAGGAAAGGUGGCUCAGAAAGCUGAAGGUUCUGAUGACCCAGGAGUAAACCUGGUGAAGAAAGAGGCCCAGAAACCUGAAGGUGGAAAUGAGGCUGAAGUGACUGUGCAGAAAAAGGGAGGAAAGAAAGCAGAUGAUGGAGAGCAAAAUGGCAGCAGAACAUCAGAGAAGAAAGGCAAGAAGGUGGUGGAGAAAUAG